CGCAAUUUUACAUUCAUUUUCCACAAAAAAAAAAAAAAAAACAAAGCGAAUUGAUUUACCAGAAGCAAAUUCGUAGAAGCUCACUUUGGUUGAUGAACGCUUUCCUCUCUCCGUAUUUUGUCUUCCGACGGAAAGAUCCGUUGCCGGCAAAGUAUUCCUCUGUAAAGUUGUCUCUUUGAUGCUUCCGUCAUCGACGAUAACACUCGAUUGAUUCUGGGUUUCGCCUUUAACCCUCGAAAUUUGAUCAAUUUGGCGGCGAAUGAUCGAUCUCAGAUCCAUUCCGAAAAAGUGAGGGACUUUCGAGAGUUUGCCCGGAAAAUUCGAUCGAUUUUACGGGGAACAUGAUCUCCUUGUCCUGUUCGGCUUUGCCUCCGAUUAUAUACCGCUGCGGUUCUCGGGACCAGUCCGGCGAUGAGUUCGCCGUCUCCGCCACGAGGGCUAUUAGCUUGUUCUGUGGUAAGAGAAGAGACGUUGUGUGUUCUUGUAUAGCCACUCCUUGGAACUUGGACAACAAUGGAUUCCGAGCCACCAAAUUCAAUAAUCUCUCCAAGUCAGGAGGUACCUAUGAAGAACGAGAUCCGGAAAAUGAUUCUGAUGUUCUUAUAGAGUGUCGAGAUGUCUACAAAUCAUUCGGGGAUAAACAUAUACUGAGAGGAGUGAGCUUUAAGAUUAGACAUGGUGAAGCUGUUGGAGUGAUCGGUCCUUCUGGGACUGGGAAAUCAACGGUUUUAAAGAUUAUGGCUGGACUUCUUGCUCCAGACAAGGGAGAGGUUUAUAUAAGAGGAAGGAAGAGAGUAGGCUUGAUCAGCGAUGAGGAAAUAUCAGGUCUUCGUAUUGGUCUGGUAUUUCAAAGUGCAGCUCUAUUUGAUUCUUUAACUGUUCGGGAAAAUGUUGGUUUCCUCCUAUACGAAAAUUCAAAAAUGCCCGAGGAUCAAAUCUCUGAGCUUGUGACAGAAACCUUGGCUGCUGUUGGCUUGAAGGGAGUUGAGGAUCGAUUACCCUCUGAGCUUUCUGGCGGAAUGAAGAAACGGGUUGCUUUAGCUCGUUCCAUAAUUUUUGAUACAACUAAAGAAGACAUAGAGCCAGAGGUGCUCUUGUAUGAUGAGCCAACUGCAGGGCUUGAUCCAAUUGCAUCAACUGUGGUUGAAGAUCUUAUCCGCUCUGUCCACAUGAAAGGCGAGGAUGCGCUUGGAAAACCCGGGAAGAUAGCUUCUUACGUGGUUGUUACCCAUCAACACAGCACCAUUCGACGAGCUGUAGACAGGUUAUUGUUUCUGUACGAGGGAAAGGUUGUUUGGCAAGGAAUGACCCAUGAAUUUAUGACAUCGACAAAUCCAAUUGUUCAACAGUUCGCCUCGGGGAGCCUAGACGGGCCGAUCAGAUACUAGGAUAUAUACAUCGGUGCAAUUUCUCGAAAAAACGAGUGGAAAGCCAACUAUUUACAAAACUGCCACUUUAAAAGGAUUUCGAAGAAGCUGUUUCACCAUUUGUGUAGGAACUCAGCAGAUGGGAGCGUUCAUGUUUGUGGAGCUGUAGGAUUCUAAGGCUUUCUUUCUAUUACACAACAGAAACCAAUGAAUGGUUAAGAGGAUAGAAGAAGGGCACAAAACUGUAACUUGUAAGGAAUGUCAUCAGCUGAGAACCUCUCUCUGUUCUAGAGGGUUUUUGAUGUUAUUCCAUUCUCUUUUUAGGCAAACCAUCUGUAGACAUAGACAGUUAUGAUGAUAAUCUAAUUGGAGGCUUACAUAUACA
Messenger RNA from Tarenaya hassleriana, 1752 nucleotides. Its product is annotated as protein TRIGALACTOSYLDIACYLGLYCEROL 3, chloroplastic. The record is from RefSeq and is a predicted model, not a curated record. Bases 342 to 1388 code for a protein of 348 amino acids. Gene Ontology annotation, molecular function: ATP hydrolysis activity; ATP binding. The transcript has 11 exons. Lineage: Eukaryota; Viridiplantae; Streptophyta; Magnoliopsida; Brassicales; Cleomaceae.